This is a messenger RNA of Fusarium musae, 2625 nucleotides long. RefSeq lists its product as uncharacterized. The transcript has a single exon. The record is from RefSeq and is a predicted model, not a curated record. Bases 1 to 2625 code for a protein of 874 amino acids. Lineage: Eukaryota; Fungi; Ascomycota; Sordariomycetes; Hypocreales; Nectriaceae.
AUGGCUGCUCCAAAGAUAUCUUUUGCCAAUCACUUAGACGUCAGUGUCACGGUCUACGACUCAUUCAGUGACCAAGACAAGACCAACUACUUCGGCACCUUGACCUCCAUUGCAACUGUACCCCCAAAGACUACAACUUCACUGCAACUCAAGCACCCAACCUCAGUGCUGAUCGUUAGUGAUGCAAAGACUAACUCCCCCCUUGCACGCAUCAUUUACUUGCAAGAUGUGAGCACUGGCCCAUUUGCCGUCGGUGAGGCCGAUGUUAAGGCUAUGGCUCAAACCAUGGCGUUCAUCACUUUCAUCACCAAUAAUAAGAACGACCCGCUUACGCAGACCUUCAAUGCUAUCUGGAAAGAUACAUCCAAGCCACAAGUCACGCCCGUGAACAAGUUCUUUGCUCAGCAUGAGCAAUACAAGAGCUGUACGUUUGCUACGUACAUGAUGGGUAUCACAUACACAGCCGAGCAACCUGAGUCCAAAGGCAAGCCUAUGGACCAGGCCUUGUACUCACUGAGUACUCUCGCGACGCUUCUGGGCGCAACAUGGCCAGAGUUUCUUCCGGAUAUUGUGGUGACCAAGUUUACUUGCAAUACCAAUAAUGAUAUCCUCGCUCUUCAAGCCGGGAUAGACCUGAAGAAGCUGCCUGCUCAGUCAGAUGAGGCACUGCAGUUCUUUGGGUCACUGUUCAACGUCCAGCAUCUCCAGGUCUCAGUCAUGUUUAAUUACGCUGUGGGCUUGAAUAUAUUCGGCACUCGUCUGUCUAUCAGCCUUGAUGCUAUGCAUGUACCCUUUGGAGACGCGGGAACCUUGAACAUCAAUAAGCCCACUGCCACCAUUGACAUCAACCCACUGUUCAAGUUUGUUGUCUUCACCGUUACUGGCGAAAUGCCGUUUGAUAUAUUCGACAACAAGUUUGAGGCAGAUUUGUCUAUGACCAUCGACAACAUUGAGGCCGCCUUUGGUGUAGUCAUCAAAGGAGACAAGAGUCCAUUUCCGGCACCACCAGUCAUGAAGGGCGUGCACUUUGACUCCUUUGGCGUUGGCAUCGGAAUCAUCUUCGAGCCUCCAAGUGCUGCUAUUGGCUUAUCAGGUCAACUGCACAUCGGUGACGCUGGUAACAACACCAUCGUGCCACUUGACGAUGACUCGUUCGUGGUUGUCUGCCAGUUGAUAGAGGAGGUGCCGAACCCGCUAUACAUCUCCUUCUACGUGCCCAAGAUGCACCUCACGGAUGUGUAUACAGUCUUCACAAACGCUCAGUGCCCUGUGGACGUACCGGUGUUAUUCUCCGACCUUUCCUUCCAGUGGUCUGAGAACCCCAUGGAACCUGUCGUGUUGCCCGACGGAUCCCUUUCCAACAUGGGCUACGGCUUCAGCGCAGCAGCCGACAUCUUUGGCUUUGACUUCUACGGCGACGUGGAACUUGAUCUUGCCAACGGCGUGAAAGCUGACAUUGAGAUGUCACCCUUGUCGCUUGGUAAUAUAUUCUCGAUUAAGGGAGAUGGCACCGGCGUCAGCUUGAAGGUGGAUGCUAAUGGCAACCCCAUUAAGAACAACCAGAUAAUCACCAAGGCGGCUCAGAAACAGGCUCUCCAAAAUGCUACGAUGAAGCAGAUGGUGCCUCCGGGUGGCGCAGUCCUGAAGAUUCAGACGCUCGCCUCACCCUUUCUGCACCUGAACGGUGCUAUCAAUUUAUUCGAGGUCGAGAAUUGGCAUCUGGAUGCUGAUAUCACCUCGGACGGCAUCAAGUUCGACGUGGGCUUUGGAGGCAUCUUGACUUCCAACAUGAGCUGCACACUGUCCGAUUUCCACAACCUAGCAGCCUCAUUCCAAUACGGCCUCAACGACACUAUUUCACUACCCUCAAUCGGCGGAAUAAGUCUCGGAUCUUUGCCUUUGCAAGCGCUGGUCGGUGCGCACUUUGCACUAAACACAAGCUCGUCAGAUAUCGCUCUGUCGGUUGGGGGUAGCUUCGAUUUCGAAGGCCUGACGCGCAAUUUUGGCGACUUCACAGCUGACGUCAACAUCUCAAGCGUAAGCGAUCUACUCAACGCCAUUCUUAACAACAUCGAGAGCAACGCCAGCCAGAUAUUCGGUGACCUGUUAAACCAAGCUGGCGCUUGGGCCAACAGGGUCCAACAGACUGUCAUCACAGGUGUUGAGAACGUCGCAAGCGUCUUGCAAACUGCCUUCAACCAAGACGCCAACGAAGCAGCCACUACUAUGAAACAAGCAGGUUUCGCCGCCAACACUAUAGCAGAUGGUCUGAAAACUGCCUAUGGCUUGUCUGCCACCGCUGUUGCGCAAACCCUGCAGCAGGCAGGAUUCGCUGCUCAAGAAGUAGCGUCGGCUUUGCAGAGUACGUUUGGCAAUGAUGCUAAGAUGAUAGCAUCGGCUAUUCAGACGGCGUACGGUUGGAGUGCUGACCAGAUUAACGGCUUGUUGGGUGAUAUUGGUUUCAGCGCUGAUCAGAUCGGCCAGGCGUUCCAACAGCUCGGGGGAGAAUUUGAAGAUAUUGGAAAUAAGAUUCUGCAUGGCCUUGAUCCUUCGAACUGGCCGAACCCAUUUGGUGGCGGUGGUAUUUUUGGUGGGGGUGGCAUCUUUGGUGGCGGGUUUCCCUAG